GUGAAUCAAUCGUGUAUGGUGCAAAGAACAAGUUUUUACACAAUUUCUAUUUUCUUUGGUACUAAGCAAUUUCAAAACCAUACAUUUUCAAUACCUUUUUUCACAUUACUAUGUGGCACUAAUGAAAGAAAAAGAGAGGAAAGCUUUCUGCAUGUUCAGAACAUAUAUAUAUACAUAUGUAAACAUGUAUAUAUAUAUAUAUACAUAUAUAUGUAUAUAUGUAUAUACAUAUACAUCACCUCUAUAAGCACCACCGACCAGAAACAUAAUCGCACAAGCUUACCGAAUACGAUGUUAUGUUGGCUUCGCUCGUACUUACGGAUAUUUCCC
Messenger RNA from Loa loa (African eye worm), 330 nucleotides. RefSeq lists its product as hypothetical. The record is from RefSeq and is a predicted model, not a curated record. Lineage: Eukaryota; Metazoa; Nematoda; Chromadorea; Rhabditida; Onchocercidae. The transcript has a single exon. The annotation marks the transcript as partial.